Molecule: messenger RNA, 2329 nt
Organism: Candoia aspera
Lineage: Eukaryota; Metazoa; Chordata; Lepidosauria; Squamata; Candoiidae
Product: ammonium transporter Rh type A-like
Exons: 2
Coding region: 853-2274 (473 amino acids)
Biological process (GO): ammonium homeostasis; ammonium transmembrane transport
Cellular component (GO): plasma membrane
Molecular function (GO): ammonium channel activity
Source: RefSeq, a predicted model, not a curated record
GACCCUCAUUGAAUGCAGCAUAUCUCUGCUAUUUAUUAAAGAGCCCAACUUCAAGAAAGAUGCCACUGCUUUAAGAAAUGCACUCAUUGAAGUCAGUGUGAGUGUUAAAACAGAAGCACCAGAAGAACAUCUGGCUCCUUUAAUGAACUGCAGAGUUUCUGGAGAAAUGCUGGUGACCAUCUGGAUGGACCACAUUACCUUUUUCACGUCAUUGCCUUGAAGGAGGCUUUUUGAAAUUCCCCUCUACCAGAACAUAAAGAGUGACUCCAAAGGAAGGCUAAGGAACAAAAGGCUCUUUCACAUCUCACCUGAACCCGUUCCAUCCUUGGUUGAAUUGGUGGAAACCGUCUCAUGCUUGCCUUGAAAAACCAGAGCAGAUUGUAACUGUGGGGAAAGGCCACUGAGAAGUGUUGUCAGGGUUAGGGCUGGCUUUGUGGAUACAAUAAUCAAUAAAAGUUACAAUUUAACUCCAAUCCAGGCUCAAGAAUCUCAUUUAACCUAUAAAAGAAGUGUAACUUCAGCAAGAUGUAUUUCCUAAGCCCUUUGAUUGGCGGAGAAUUGCCAAACAUUUGCAGAUAUCAGCCCGGUAGCAAAGCUCAUGUCCAUCUGAAACAAAUUCCUUCAUUGCCUUGAAUUAAAAUCAAAUGAUCGCUCCCUCUGAGUCCUAACUUCUGAUUUCCUUCUCCUUUAACAGAACCCACGGAGGCUUCAGAGGACGCAGUGCUACUGACCCAAGAUUGCUGCAUUGACAAGGAAUUGCUAUUUGUGGCCUGGCAAGGAGGGAGCAACAGAGGGCUGUAGCUGAAAUCCACUGUGUCUGGAAGGAUUCGUCUUGGACCUGCUGGGUGAAACAUGUCCAAAGUCUUCUCUACCAGCCUCCGUUUCCGGUUGCCCGUCUUCCUCUUCGUCUUUCAAGGAGCUCUCCUGGUCAUCUUUGUUCUGUUCACAACCUACGACCGGCACACGGAUGCUGCCAGCCAGCCCGCCAAUGUUGACCCAGCUGAGAACCAGCUCUACGCCUUCUUCUCUCUCUUCCAAGACAUCCAGUUGAUGUUGCUGGUAGGCCUCGGGUUGCUGCUGGCGUUUAUGAAAGGCUACGGGGUUAGUGCUGUUGCCUACAAUUUCCUCCUGUCCAACUUCUCCAUGCAGUGGGCCCUGAUUGUACAAGGAUUCAUCUACCACUACAGCCACGGAAAGAUCCAUCUAGGCCUCUAUAACUUCCUGACUGCUGAGUUUGCAACUGUGACUGUUCUCAUCUCAGCAGGGGCCAUCUUGGGUCGAACGAGUCCCAUCCAGCUUCUUCUCAUGGGCCUCUGUGAAGUUCCCCUCUACGUUGCCUGUGAGUGGCUAAUUAUAAGCUACUUCCAAGCGGUGGACAUAGGAGGAACUGUAACAAUCCAUGUAUUUUCUUGUUACUUUGGUCUGGGGGCCUCCAUUGCUUUGUACCGGUCAGGACUCCAGACAGGACACCCCAAGGAGACUCCCUCCUAUAUCUCUGAUCUUCUGUCCUUGGUGGGUGCCAUAUUCCUUUGGGUGUUCUGGCCCAGUUUUAUUUCUGUCCUUGUCCAUCCAGGUGAUGCCCAACAUAGGGCUGUGCUACACACCUGGAUUACACUUAGUGCCAGUGUCUUGACCACAUUUGCUACCUCCAGCCUCCUGGAGAAGAAGGGCAAAGUCAACAUGGGCCAUCUACAGAAUGCCACCUUGGCUGGAGGUGUAGCCAUUGGCACAGCAGUAGACAUGGCCAUUACUCCAGCUGGAGCAUUUCUCCUGGGGAUCUUUUCAUCUCUAGCCUGUAUCCUUGGCUUCAGAUAUAUGACACCUUUCUUGGCCACCAAAUUCCAUAUUCAGGAUCAGUGUGGGAUCCACAACCUUCAUGGUCUUCCAGGCAUCAUUGGGGCCAUGGCUGGAAUUGUGGCCAUUUUGUUAGUGCCAGAUGAGGCCUACGGCCUCCAGCUUUACCAAGUCUUCCCUGCACGGAGUCCACCCUUACAAAAUGUCACUGUGGAGACAACCUUUAUUGGUGACACCCUGGGAAGAACUGCCUCACAGCAGGCUCUUUUCCAAGUGGUAGGCCUCGGCCUCUCAAUCUUCAUGUCCCUUGUAGGAGGGUAUCUCACUGGGCUGCUUUUAAAACUACCUUUCUUAGCCCAGCCACCCGACAAUUUCUGCUUUGACGAUGAGCUUUACUUUAAAAUCCAGAAGCCACUCGAGACUUUGCGUGUUGACCAAGCUGGUGGAGAUCUUCAAGUGCCACUGAAGAACAAAGUUUGAUUGUUUUUUUACUUGUCCCUGAAAAACAGUAAUAAAAUUCCUCCUAGUAGUAUAA